CUAUUAAUAUGUCAUUUUUUAAAUUUUUAAUUCUUUUAGAAAUAAUAUUUAUUAAUGUAGUGAAUUGUAGAUAGCGCUGAAUGUAACGAGCAUUCAAAAUGGCGAUAUACGCACUUCCCUUUUCUUUCAUAGUCGACAGCCAUCAUGCCGCCUAAAAAGGAUACAAAAGGAUCUUCAAAACAACCACAAAAAACACAAAAGAAAAAAGAGGGAGGAUCUGGUGGCAAAGCCAAGAAAAAGAAGUGGUCCAAAGGAAAAGUACGUGACAAGUUAAACAAUCAAGUAUUGUUUGAUAAAAGCACAUAUGAAAAAUUGCUGAAGGAAGUACCACAAUAUAAAUUGAUCACACCAUCCAUUGUUAGUGAAAGGUUAAAAAUUCGUGGAUCACUUGCAAGGAGAGCAUUGAUUGAAUUGCAACAAAAGGGACUUAUUAAACAAGUUGUACAGCAUCAUGCACAGUUAAUUUACACACGUACUACUAAGGGUGACGAUCCAGCUGCGUAAUUUGUUUUUACGCAAUGUAUAAUACCAUUUAAUAAAAAACAUCUAUAAAUAUAAA
Apis cerana (Asiatic honeybee) is the source of this 559-nucleotide messenger RNA. RefSeq names its product ribosomal protein S25 (gene RpS25). The record is from RefSeq and is a predicted model, not a curated record. Lineage: Eukaryota; Metazoa; Arthropoda; Insecta; Hymenoptera; Apidae.